Messenger RNA from Loxodonta africana (African savanna elephant), 7399 nucleotides. It is a transcript of the gene MTRR, whose product is annotated as 5-methyltetrahydrofolate-homocysteine methyltransferase reductase. NCBI's taxonomy places the organism in Eukaryota, Metazoa, Chordata, Mammalia, Proboscidea, Elephantidae. The transcript is spliced from 15 exons. Gene Ontology annotation, biological process: homocysteine metabolic process. Gene Ontology annotation, cellular component: cytosol. The record is from RefSeq and is a predicted model, not a curated record. The coding region runs from base 120 to 2216 and encodes 698 amino acids. Gene Ontology annotation, molecular function: [methionine synthase] reductase (NADPH) activity; flavin adenine dinucleotide binding; FMN binding.
GAGCAUGCGCGCUUCGAGAGCCUUCCGGGCGGGCCACACACAAGUAAGGGCCUCCGGGGGCAGGUGAGGGCGCUCGGCGGGCAGUGCAGCUGUCGCAGCCACAGCGUGUGUCUUGCAGGAUGAGGAGGUUUUUGUUACUGUACGCCACACAGCAAGGACAGGCAAAAGCCAUAGCGGAAGAAAUCUGUGAGCAGGCGGCCGCACGCGGGUUCUCGGCAGACCUUCACUGCAUCAGUGAGUCCCACAAGUAUAAUCUAAAAACCGAAACAGCUCCGCUCGUUGUCGUCGUGUCUACCACGGGUACUGGAGACCCACCCGACACGGCCCGCAAGUUUGUCAAGGAAAUACAGGACAAGACGUUGCCAGCUGAUUUCUUGGCUCACCUGCGGUACGGAUUGCUGGGUCUGGGUGACUCAGAAUACACCUACUUCUGUAAUGGGGGAAAAAUAAUUGAUAGACGACUUCAAGAACUCGGCGCCCGGCAUUUCUAUGACACUGGACAUGCGGAUGACUGUGUAGGUUUGGAACUUGUGGUUGAGCCGUGGAUUGAUGGACUCUGGGCCGCCCUGACGAAGCACUUCAUGUCGAGGAGAGGGAAAGAAGACAUGGGUGGAGCUCCCGCAACGGCAGCCCACACCUCCUUGAGGACAGACCCCGUAAAGCCGGAAGUUUUACACGUUGAAUCACAAAUCGAACUUCUGCGAUUAGAUGAUUCAGAAGGGAGGGGUUCUCAGGCUUCGGAACAAGACACAGCAAACAGCGAUCAGACAGGUGCCCUGGUUGAAGACUUUGAGCCCUCCCUCACCUGCUCAGGACCCCCACUCUCACAGGCCUCCCUCAGUAUCCCCGCUCUACCCCCCGGGUAUUUGCAGGUGUGUCUGCAGGAGCCACUUGCCCAGGAGGAAAGCCAAGCAUGUGUGACUUCAGGGGAUUCGGUCUUUCAAGUUCCGAUUUCAAAGGCAGUUCAACUUACUAUGAAUGAUGCCGUAAAAACCACUCUGCUGUUGGAAUUGGACAUUUCGAAAACAGCCUUCUCCUGUCGGCCUGGAGAUGCCUUCCACGUGGUCUGUCCUAACAGCGACAUGGAGGUCCAGAGUCUGCUCCAGAGGCUGCAGCUUAUGGACCGGAGAGAGCACCACGUCCUCCUGGAGAUGAAGGCAGACACGCGGAAGAAAGGAGCAGCAUUGCCUCAGCACAUCCCUGAGAGGAGUUCCCUCCAAUCCAUCCUUACCUGGUGCCUGGAAAUACGAGCAGUCCCGAAAAAGGCCUUCCUGCGCGCCCUCGUGGACUGUACCAGUGACGGCGCCCAGAAGCGGAGGCUGCAGGAGCUGUGCAGUAAGCAGGGAGCUGCUGACUACAACCGUUUUGUGAGAGAUGCUCGCGUCAGCCUGGUGGACCUGCUGCACGCCUUCCCAACGUGCCGGCCUCCGCUGAGUCUGCUGCUAGAACAUCUUCCUAAGCUGCAGCCCAGGCCGUAUUCAUGUGCAAGCUCAAGUCUGUUUCACCCAGGGAAGCUUCAUUUUGUUUUUAACAUCGUGGAGUUUUUGUCCUACACCCCAGCGGUGGUCUUGCGGAAGGGAGUGUGCACGGGCUGGCUGGCCACGCUGGCUGCCUCGCUUCUUCAGCCAGCUGCGCACGUGUCACCCGCAGACAGCGGGACAGCCCUGGCUCCUCAGAUCUUCAUCUCUCCUCGGGCCACAAACUCCUUCCGCCUACCAGAUGACCCUGCGGUGCCCGUCAUCAUGGUGGGCCCAGGCACUGGCGUCGCGCCCUUCAUCGGCUUCCUGCAGCACAGAGAGAAACUCCAGGAACAACACCCGGAUCGCAUCUUUGGGGCAAUGUGGCUGUUCUUUGGCUGCAGACAUAAGGACCGGGAUUAUUUAUUCAGAGAUGAGCUCAGGCGUUUCCUGAAGCAUGGGGUCCUAACUCACCUGAAGGUGUCCUUCUCACGAGAUGCCCCAGUGGGCGAGGAGACAGCUCCGGCCAAGUACGUGCAGGACAACUUGCGGCUUCAUGCCAAGCAGGUGGCCAGGAUCCUUCUCCAGGAGAACGGUUCUAUUUACGUGUGUGGAGAUGCAAAGAAUAUGGCCAAAGAUGUAAACGAUACUCUUGUGGAAAUAAUAAGCAAAGAGGCUGGAGUUGAAAAACUAGAAGCAAUGAAAACAUUGGCUGCUUUAAAAGAAGAAAAACGGUAUCUUCAGGACAUUUGGUCAUAAAACCCAGAAAUUAAAGGAAGAGAAUUUGGCUUUUAUGGGUAAAAAUACUAAAACCAAUUUCGUUAGGCAUCUGCUCUCUUCUCCCUCCCUGUGCCUGUGACCCCCCGAAAGGACCCUCUGCCUGCAGGCCCUCUCCCCACCCCGCUCCCAGCUGACAGGUGGUGCUCCCCAACCUCAGCGGCGCCCAGGCCUCCCCUACACCCUGGAGCACUUGGCAGAGGCCUGGCCAGCUCAGGGGUGGGGUAGUCCAGAUCUGUACACUCAGGCUGUCCGCUGUGGGAGCGGGCCUGGGGUCACUGGCUGGUGGUUAGUGCCUGUGAACCGAUGCUGCCAAAGAUUUCCAAUAAUGUAAACAUAAGUUAUCGUCUUGAUAUGAAGUGUACCCAUAAAGAGUACUCAGAUGCACGUGUUCAUACGUGCAUAACAUUUCCGUUACGAGUUAGUGUAAUUUUAUCAGAUGGUUAUUUAUUACCAAAACUCUUAUCUCUGAUAUUUUAAGGUAAUACUUACAGAAUUUUUUAAAAAUGAUGCUAGAAAUGUGAAAUAUAUUUUGAAAUUCCGCUCAGACAUAUGAUUUAUCUAUCAGUCACUUCUUUUUAAUAUCAGAAUUCCAGAAUCCGGGGGAAUUCGCAUUGAAUGUGAAGACGUGGCACAUACAUGUUCUAGUGAAGAAGGUCUUGCCUUGUCCUCCCUCUCCUCCCUGACUCUCCUCCUGCCGCCGCCUCGGCACGGGUUAGCAUUUCUGCGCACCCUUCAUCCUGAUCUCCGUGAUACUACUCAAACUUUAUCCCAGUCUUAAAAUACCCAUUCAGUUACUAGCCUUAUAUGUCUUAAAUUGGCAAUGACAACAUUCUCUCAGAAUUUGUCACAGUAAGAAACAAAAUAUAAAGGCAUAUGGUAACUUUUUUCCUGGGUUCUAGUAUGCAGUAUGUUUUUAUUCAAGACAUUGGCGUUUUAAAAAACAAGCAGGAUUUGACUCAGUGGCACACGGAAACCAUGACAACCUGUCAAAGGCUUCUGGUCAUUUCAGGAAGUGAGGAUCUGAAGGAAAUAUGGCAUAAUCUUAAGAUUUGAUAAUACUUUGUGGCUAUUCGUUACAUUACUCUUUAAUCUUACGUAUUGCAUGUAUUUCACAAUAGAAACCAAUCUCAAAGAAUAGAAAACAUAGAAACACUGUAUUACGUACAUAAUUAUAUUCAUAUGUUGUAUACAUCAGCCAAAAUACACUUAAGGUGAAAACAUUAAAAGGAAUGAAGAGCUGUAUUUAUUGGUAGCUAUAACGAGAAAAUUUAACAAUCACAAACUUGUAUCCACGUUCCAGUAUCGUUUAUAAAUACCUGACUCCCAGUCUGUAGAUGUAUGUACUUACUGGUUGUUGAAAACUGAUCUAACCUAAUUUGUUUAUACACAGUUAUGAAAUUUUUUUCUGUUAGAUAUUGAUAAAUAUUAAGUUUGAGGUGGAUACUGACCAGCUGCCCCCCGCCCCCCACAGCCUUGUCAGCAGGGUAUGGAGAAAAUAGAUCUCAGCCCCAAUUCUGUCACACACAGAAACAUUUAUUACAAACCCAUUAGCAGCCAGGGGCAGACCUGUUCCCACAGCCAGCUCUGUGAGCUUGAUAAAGUCCAGGCCCUCUUAGGUGAUCAGCCAUGGCUUUCUGAAGUGUCCUGAAGGCUGUGAUGGUGGAUCUCAGGGGAGGGCUGGUCCCUGCCAGCGCCCCCCGCCAGCCCUCCGCCUCUCAGGGCCUUGCUCGUGGAGGGUGGGGCGUGCCCACUGACAAAUCCUGAGUACACCAGUUUUUAACCAGCGAGGGACCUUUUCUUACCUCCACCAUUCUAGUAAGCCCCUAACGCACCUACAGUUUCAGUAAUAUGCAGGGUGCUUGUUAGGCGCUUGUCCUGACCAGGGACAGAGAUGAAGGGUGAACGCGGAGGUCCUGACGACACUCCCCACGCCCAGGGGCACCUGACAGGCAGGCGUGCAGUGCGUGUGCUGCAGUAAUGCAAAGGCAGGCACCACGGGCCGGGGACCCCAGUGCAUCUACUUAGUCACGCAAGUCACAUAUAAACUCCCUGGCUGCUUCUAGCCACGCGGGGCCACCACUGACCCCCAAAAGGUUAAACAUGAUGCAUGUGGGCAUCGCUUACACAAAAGCAGCUGUUUAGGUCAUGAAAUGUCUUGGUUUUAUGCUCCCAAAAUGACACAGCUAAUGUGACAUUUUCCAGAGAGUCGUGCUCCAUGUGUACAAUCCCAGGUUUAUUUCCGGUGAGCACUCUACACAAUUAUAUGACAUUAUAUUUUAUCAUUAUUUUAUGUUGUCAUUAGUUGCCGUUGAGUUGGCUCCAACUUGUGGGGUGACCUCUAUAUGUAACAGAAUGAAGUGCUGCCUGGUCCUGUGCCAUCACUGAUAUGUUUGAGUCUGUUUAUUUUGUAUGUUGUUGUUGGGUGCUGUCAAGUCAAUUCUGACUCAUAGCAACACUGUAGGACACAGUGGAACUGCCCCAUAGGGUUUCCUAGGCUGUAAUCUGUACAGGAGCAGAUCACCAAGUCUUUUCUCCCACGGAGCAGCUGGUGGGUUUGAACCACCAACCCUGCAGUUGUUAGCAGCUGAGCGCUUAGCCAUUGUACAACCAGAGGUUUAUAUAUAUUUUUUCUAUUAAAUGUAAUUGGACUAAACAAAGCAAAUGAAAGGUUAUUAAAUAAACCUACCAAUGUCCUGUUGAGGAGAGACACAUCAUCAACUAAAGAUUCAAUUUUAAGAGAUGGAAAAGGAUAGGCCAUACAAACACAAAGAAAACAGGUGUAGCUAAAUUAAUAUAAAAGAGACUACUGGAGAUGGAGACAAUAGUUAAAUGGAGAUAAUGGUUAAGGAAGCAAAUGAAGACACAAAAACCCUAAAUAUGUGUGUACUUAAUAACAAAGCUUAGAAGUAUAAAAGGCAAAGGUUGCCAGAAAUUAGUUGGAGAAUUUAGCCACUCUUAGUAGUAGGAGAUCCUGGUGAUGCAAACCAUUAAAUGCUUGACUACUGUGCAAAAGGUUGGCAGCUUGAACCCACCCAGAGGCACCUCAGAAGACAGGUCUGGUGAUCUUUUUCCAAACGUCACAGCCUUGUUCUGCUCUGCUCACGUGGAGUUGCUAUGAGUCGGAAUUAAUUCAACAGCAACUAACAGCAACACCAACAGUAGCGAAAGAAAAAGCAGAAAAAAUAGUAAGCGUAUAGAAAUUUAUCAACAACACAGUUAACCAACUGGAUCUAAUUAACAUUUAUGGAACAUUAAAACCAAUGAUUUAAGUAUAUAAGUUAUUUUCUAAUUCACAUUAAAUAUCAGGAUAUAGGCCAAUAUUUAUAGUGGUAGAAACCAUACAACAUUUGUUCUUUUUAGAAUUAAACCAGAAGUUAAUUACUAAAUGUAACUAGAAUAAUUCCCAAAUAUUUGGAAAAUAAGCAACACAUUAAAUAGUCCAUGAGUCAGAAAUUACAAGGGGAAUUAGAAAAUAUUUGAUGAAGGAAAGAAAAAAAAAAAACAACCCAAACUUGUGCUAUGCAGCUAAAGCAGUGCUAUGAGGGAAAUUUAUGAGUCUAAAUGCUUAUAAGAGAAGAAAACUUAAAAGUCAAUGAUCUAAGCUUCUAUCUUGGGAAGUUAGAAAAGAACUAGUAAAAUAAACAAUACAGUGGAAGUGAUAUAAUAAAGAUGAAAGAGGAAUUCAAUGAAAUAGAAAAAAAGAUAUACAAUAGAGAAACCCAAGGAAGCAAAAGUUAGUUUUUUAAAAAAAAAAGAUUCCUAACAAGAACAAAUCAGGAAAAAAGAAAAAGUUUCCAGUAUCAGGAAUGAACGAACUAACAUUACAUAUCCUGUAGACUUAGAAAAGAUUCUAAGAGCAUAUAAUGACCAUAUCAAUAAUUUGAAAAUUUAGACAAAUUCCUUGAAAAAUUCAGCAUACCAGAACUGAGACAAAAAGAAAUAGAAAAACAAUUGUAAUUUCAGUAGCUGUUUAAAAUAUAGGAUCUCUAAUUAAAAUCGUUCCUACAAAGCAAAGUCAGGACGGAUGGCUACAUGGUGUGUUGUCCUCCAAACCUUUUUGGAAGAAAGAACACCCACCUCAUUAAACCCUUGCAUUAGAUUGAAGAAGAGCAUUUUCAGACACAUUUAACGAGGUCAGCAUGUCCACAGUACGAAGUCUUCACAGAGGCAUUACAAAAAAUGAAAAAUAUAGGUCAUUAUAUCUCUCAUGAAAAGAGCUGUAAAAAUCCUAAACCAGAUAUUAGCAAAUGAAAUCAAGUAAUAUGUAAAAAGAACGUACGUCACUCUGGAGGCCAUUCCUGGAAUACAUGGUUGAUUUAAUACUCAAAACUCAAUGUGAUACACAUUUACAGAAUAAAGGAUGAAAGAAGCACAAUCCUCUUAAGGGCUGACAAACUUUUUCUGUGAAGAGUAAAUAGUUUAUACUUUGCAGAUGCGAGGGUCUGUGUCACAGCUAUUUAAUUUUACUGCUUUUGUUUUUAGUGGGACAGCAGCUGCAGACAAUACAUAAACAAAGGAAGUAGCUGUGUUCCAAUAAAACUUUAUUUUAAAACAGGUCAGUUAUCUCAUACUGUGGUGACUUGUGUGUUGCUGUGAUACUGAAAGCUGUGCCACCAAUAUUUCAAAUACCAGCAGGGUCACCCGUGAUGGGCAGGUUUCAGCAGAGCUUCCAGACUAAGACAGACUGGAAGAAAGGCCUGGUGAUCUAGUUCUGAACAUUAGCUAAUGGAAACCCUAUAAAUCACAACAGAAUAUGGCCCCACUCACUUGCCUUGGACACCUCAUCAGGAGGGCUCACUUACUGGAAGAGGACAUCAUGUUUGGUGAAGUAGCGGGCCAGCGAGGGUGAGGGAGACCUUUGGUAGGUGCAUUGGUACAGUAGCCACAAUAAUGGACUCACAGGCUGGUGAUCGUGAGGAUGAUACAGGACCGGGCGACAUUUUGUUCUGUUAUAUGUGAGGUCACUAUGAGUCAGAGUUGACGGCAUGUAACAACAUAUUUAUGUUGUUGUUAGCUGCCUUCGAGUGGGUUCUUUCUCAUAGCAACUGUUAUGGAUUGAAUUAUGUCCUCCCAAAAUGUGUGUCAACUUGGUUAGGCCAUGGUUCCCAGUAUUGUGUGGUUAUCCACCAUUUUGUGAUCUGAUAUGAUAAUCCUAUGUGUUG